This is a messenger RNA of Cuscuta epithymum, 1288 nucleotides long. Lineage: Eukaryota; Viridiplantae; Streptophyta; Magnoliopsida; Solanales; Convolvulaceae. The record is from the annotation of a GenBank genome assembly.
GCGGGUCUAUGCUAUAUGCCUACAAUAACAUCUCGAGUACAUUCCACAAUCACGUAUAUAUACACACAUCUCACGUAUAUAUGCGAUAUGUUCGACCUGAUUUUAAGCAAAGUACACCGGAAAAUAUACCGGCAGCCGAAAAUGAUGAACGCGAGUUUCAACGGUAACGCCGUCGAUCUGUCCCGUUCUUUUCUAUCCGAGGCCACCGGAGAUUCGUCGGAUGUCGAGUCUUCCGUUUUCCACCAGAAAUCGGCGGCGGUUGAGGACGACGAUGCCCAGUCAUGGAGCGGCCGUGACGUUAUCGGGGAGGUUGACGAUGAAGACCGCCUCGGCGACAAUUGUCCUCGUCAAGAGCUUAUUAAUCCUACUUCCAGUUGUUUUAGGUACGAGGAAAAAGUAUACAAUAAUUAUAACAUCUGUGAUGAGGACAAUAAUGAUGAGGACGAGGACGAGGAUGAGGAUGAAGACGAGGAUGGAGUUGAAGUAAAUCAACGGCAGAUGUUGAACAUGAAGAUUGGGCAAAAGAUCUGGGCGUUGGGAGUUAGGGGGGCAAAACGGACAAAGAAAACAAAGGGAUAAUCAAUAAGGUUGACAUACGAGUUCCUUGCGCAGCGAUAGAGAGCCGCCAUCCCCAACCCCCUUCAAGAUCCGAUUUUGGAAGAUGAAGACAUUCUCUAUGCAAUGAAAGAUCGAAUCAAAGGUUUUUCUAUGCUUUCGCUCUUUUUCAAUUUCUAUUUUCAAGGAAUUUGGUCCGACAUCUUCAUUGGCCGAGAAUUUUGUUCGCUUCAUGUGAGCGUGUCGUAUGUUAUUCUCCUAGCAAUGUCUAGAGGUUGUGCGUUUCUAAUCAGUGUAAUCGAUCUGGUGAAGCUUUUUCAACCUUGUUGUUCUAAUGUUUUAAAUACUCGCCCACCACCUGAACCACCGCCUCACUCUGGGAAGAAGAAGAUGAUCAAGCGGAUCUCCUUUUCGGUGGCUGGUCAAACCGAUGCUUCAAGAAAUUUCUACUCGACUGAUUUCCCUUUGUUGGUUGCUGGUCAAACAAAUUCUCCCUUUCCGGUGGCUGGUGAAGCCGGAUCUUUUAGUUGUAAUUUUUUAAUUUUUCUUUGGAGUAGCAAGAAGAUCAGCAUGACUGUUAGACUAGACUACAUUAUUGCGUGGUUAGCGAUCUGGAAGGAUUCAUUGAAUAUGUUCCGUUCUAUGUCUCAUCUCAUUGUAGCCUCAGGCUAUUCAUUCUCUUGCAUUUUUGCUAUCACUUAAUUAUAAAUUAGUUAUUUGAUUUUCAAAAAAU